This is a messenger RNA of Astrephomene gubernaculifera, 431 nucleotides long. The record is from the annotation of a GenBank genome assembly. NCBI's taxonomy places the organism in Eukaryota, Viridiplantae, Chlorophyta, Chlorophyceae, Chlamydomonadales, Astrephomenaceae.
CCUCCCACACCACCGCUGGCACCUUUUGAGCCGGAGAUUCCCCCAUCACCGCCCACUCCUCCAUCGCCUCCACCCUUGCCACCUCCGUCCUCACCAAUGCCCCCAACUCCACGGCCGCCUUCGCCGGAGCCAUCACCACCGCCUCCGUCCCCGCAACCACCUUCUCCACAACCUCCAUCUCCGCAUCCGCCGUCUCCGGAACCGCCUUCUCCCGAACCACAAUCGCCGCUACCGCCGUCGCCCAAGCCUCCAUCGCCGCUACCGCCUUCUCCACAACCUCCAUCUCCGCAGCCACCAUCUCCGGAACCGCCUUCUCCCGAACCACCAUCUCCGCUACCGCCGUCGCCCGAGCCUCCAUCGCCGCUACCGCCUUCUCCACAACCUCCAUCUCCGCAGCCACCGUCUCCAGAACCGCCUUCUCCCGAACCACC